GUGACCGCGGCCCAGGGGGUUGAAGAUGGCGGCGCCCGGGAGCUCUGAGCCUGGCUGGGGUCCUGCCCGCUACUGCCUGGUGAGCCACAUCCCGGCCGAGCUCCGCUCCGCCCAGCUCCGCUCCUACUUCAGCCAGUUCGCCGAGGCCGGCGGCUUCCUCUGCUUCCACUACCGGCACCGGCCCGAGCGCAGCGGGCCGCCGGGGCAGGGCCCGGCCACUUGCUGCUGCCUGGUAGCGGUGCGGCCCGGCCAGGCCCGGCGGCUGGUCCGCAUGUACUCGGGCAAGCGCUGGCUGGAUGCCCAGGGCGACGGGCUGCCCGGCCGCUGCGUGAUCCGCAGGGUCCGAGUCUCCCCGGGCACAGGCUUGGGCAUGUUACAGUAUAAAACUAAAAAAGAGCUUCAUAAUAAGACCCAGAGUGAAACGUUUACCCAGGCAGACUUGAAGUGGCUGCCUGAACUGAACCCCCCUGUGUUUAUGCCCCAUGGGAAUGUGGGAACCCCUCUGAGAGUCUUUCUGGAGCUGAUCAAGGCCUGCAGGCUGCCUCCCCGAGUUAUUAAGAAACUGCAGCUACGAUUCCCCAAGACAGGAUCCUCUCGCAGGUAUGGGAAUGUGCCUUUUAAAUAUCAGGACACUGAGACUGUUGAACAAGAAGACCUGGUUUAUACAGACACGGGGGAGGAGAUCACAAUGGAAAAGGGACACCUGGCAAGAACUGGGAUGACUCAAACUAGUGAUGAGGAAGACUGGGAAGGACCAGGAAAGGAGGAAGCAGAAGAGUCUCACUCAGAUGAUGAUGAUGAUAGGUGCGAGGAGUGUGAACGACAUGAGGCUCUGCAUGAGGAUGUAACCAGUCAGGAACGCACAGAGGAGCGGCUGUAUGAAGAGGAGAUUGAGCUGAAGUGGGAGAAAGGAGGCUCUGGGCUAGUCUUCUACACAGAUGCUCAGUACUGGCAGGAAGAGCAAGGAGACUUUGACGAACAGACGGCAGAUGACUGGGAUGUGGACAUGAGUAUCUACUAUGACAAAGGUAUCGCACUGAAGCUCUCUGCUCUCUGCCCACACCUCUCUAGGUACCAUGGAGAGAAACUGCAGACUUUCAACAAGCCGAAAAAACCUCGCCGGGAUGGCCCCAUCCUCAUCUCCACAAUCUACGACGAGCCCCAGCCUGUAGACGGUGGGGACCAGCUACUUCGGUGCCAGCUGCCCACUGCCAUGAAGUACAGACAAGACAUGGCAUUUGUCCGAGCGACUCAGAGUGCUCACCAGAACCCCAGUGGCUCAUGAGAGUUGCUGCUGAACAGACUUUUUGGGAUUCAUUCAUUAGAGCAAUAGCAGAACCUUUAUAUUGGAACAGCCUCUUCUGUGC
This is a messenger RNA of Gopherus flavomarginatus (Mexican gopher tortoise), 1367 nucleotides long. RefSeq names its product G-patch domain containing 3 (gene GPATCH3). Lineage: Eukaryota; Metazoa; Chordata; Testudines; Testudinidae. The record is from RefSeq and is a predicted model, not a curated record. Gene Ontology annotation, biological process: negative regulation of type I interferon production; positive regulation of DNA-templated transcription; negative regulation of RIG-I signaling pathway.